Sinocyclocheilus grahami is the source of this 4982-nucleotide messenger RNA. RefSeq names its product multiple EGF-like-domains 6a (gene megf6a). Gene Ontology annotation, molecular function: protein binding; calcium ion binding. The record is from RefSeq and is a predicted model, not a curated record. The coding region runs from base 1 to 4446 and encodes 1481 amino acids. NCBI's taxonomy places the organism in Eukaryota, Metazoa, Chordata, Actinopteri, Cypriniformes, Cyprinidae. The transcript is spliced from 36 exons.
AUGGAAACGAGGACUGCCUACUACAUAGGCUACAGACAAGUCUACAGACAAGACUUUAAGACUACAUACAGAUGCUGUCCUGGAUGGUCCCAGCUCAAUGCAGAGGCAGGCUGCCUCUAUCCUGUCUGCACUUACAGAGACUGCUUUAAUGGGGGUGUGUGUACGGGACACUUGCAUCAACUGUGUGACUGCCCCCCAGGAUUCAAUGGAUCCAGCUGUCAGUAUGAUAUUGAUGAGUGCCAGGUUCACAACGGAGGCUGCCAGCAUAGGUGUGUGAACACCAGAAGCUCGUACUACUGCGAGUGCAACCCGGGCUUUCGUCUGCACAUUGAUGGCCGCACCUGCAUAGCUGUCCUAUCCUGUGCAGUGAAUAAUGGAGGCUGUGAGCAUGAAUGUGGCCAACUGUCUCCAGUUCACUUCCAGUGCCGCUGCAGACGUGGGUACCAGCUCACAGCUGAUGGCAAGCGCUGUAGAUUGAGGAACCCAUGUGCGGAGAGGAGCGGUGGCUGUGUGCACUUAUGUCGCAGUGAUGGCGGUCAUGCUGUGUGCAGCUGUCACCAAGGCUUCACGCUGGCCCAGGACCAGAAGAGCUGUGAAGAUGUCGAUGAGUGUGAAACGGGAUUGGCAGCUUGUGCUCACAGUUGCCGAAACACUCCGGGCUCUUUCUCAUGCGUCUGCAAUCCGGGAUACGAGUUGGGCUCUGAUGGCAGGAAAUGCUACCGUAUUGAAAUGGAGAUUGUUAAUAGUUGCGACUCAGAUAAUGGUGGCUGUUCACACCACUGUCAGCACGGCACGCUUGGACCCGUCUGCAGCUGUAACCAGGGUUAUCAGCUUGCGGAGGACCUCAAAACCUGUUUGGAUCUGGAAGAAUGUGAGGAGGGAACUUCAUGCUGUGAGCAGGACUGCACAAACCACCCUGGAGGUUAUGAGUGCUACUGCAGGGCAGGAUACAGACUCAACACUGACGGAUGUGGAUGUGAUGAUGUGGAUGAGUGUCUGUCUGAUAAUGGGGGCUGUGAGCACACUUGUCAGAACACAGCUGGCUCCUAUCACUGCUUCUGUGAGUUUGGAAACCGGCUCGCUGAGGAUAGACACUCCUGUAUUCCCCUGGAGAGAGCGGUUGAGGAAUUGUCCAGUCCAGCGUUGGUUGAGAGACCUCUCCUUCAACUCACUCUCCUCCAGGACUACCCACAACCCCUGGAGCGCUAUCACGACUAUGAGGACGAUGGCUUUGGAGAGCUGCGAGCAGAUAGCACCCUCUCUGAGAAAUUUGUGUGUUUGAAUGGGACAUUUGGCCGUGACUGCAGCCUGACGUGUGACGACUGCUCUAAUGGAGGACUGUGUAACAUUGACAGCGAUGGUUGUGACUGCCCAGAUGGCUGGACAGCAAUCAUUUGUAACCAAACCUGUCCAGAGGGAACAUUUGGGAGAAACUGUUCCUUCACUUGUAAGUGCAAAAACGGUGGCACCUGUGACCCGAUUAGCGGGAAGUGCCGCUGCCCACCUGGAGUCAGUGGAGACCUGUGCCAGGAUGGCUGUCCGAAGGGACUAUAUGGAAAACACUGCAACAAGAAAUGUAACUGUGCUAAUAACGGACGCUGCCAUCGCACAUAUGGAGGCUGCCUGUGUGAUCCAGGGCUCUACGGCAGGUUUUGUCACCUACCUUGCCCCAAGUGGUCGUAUGGAUCUGGCUGCUCAUCGGAGUGUCAUUGUGUGCAGCAGAACACGCUUGAAUGCCAUCGACGUCAUGGAACGUGUGUGUGCAAGCCUGGCUAUCAGGGCAAGACCUGCAACCUGGAGUGUGAUAGUGGAUACUAUGGUCCAGGAUGUAAAUCAAAAUGCCAGUGUCCAGCAGGAGUGUCUUGUCAUCACAUGACUGGACACUGUCAGCGUCAGUGCCCAGCCGGUCUGUAUGGGGAUCACUGUGACCGAGAGUGCCUUGUGGGACAGUUUGGAGUUGGAUGUUCACAAUCUUGUGACUGUAAUGGAGCUCCAUGCGACUCAGUGACUGGAAAGUGCCACUGUCCUGCUGGGCAGACAGGAGAACACUGUGAAAAAGAGUGUGAAGAGGGCCGUUGGGGGCUGGGAUGUGCAGAACUAUGCCCUUCCUGUGAUAAUGGUGGAUUGUGCGAUCGGCAAAACGGCACCUGUAUUUGUCCACCAGGAUACAUGGGAAAUCUCUGUGAGAAUGUCUGCCCAUUUGGACACUUUGGCCUCAGCUGUCAGUUGCGCUGCACCUGUGAAAACAGGGGGCAUUGCCACCACGUGACAGGUCUCUGUGCUUGCAAAGACGGCUGGAAGGGACCCAACUGCGGAAAAGCUUGUGAGGUGGGACUCUGGGGGCCAAACUGUGCCAGCCAGUGUGACUGCAGGAGCAGCGUGGGCAGCUGUGACCCUAUGACUGGGCAGUGCCAUUGUGAAGCAGGCUACACGGGACCACGCUGUGAUCAAAAGUGUCCGGAGGGUUUCUUCGGCCAGGGCUGCCGUCACAGAUGCCAGUGUGAGAAUAAAGCAGCGUGCGAGCAUGUGAGCGGUGCCUGUACUUGUUUACCAGGCUGGACUGGAACAUACUGUGAAAAACCCUGUCCGGAGGGUUUUCAUGGUUUCGAAUGCCAGCAGAAGUGCCAGUGCUUAAAUGGUGGUCGUUGUCACCCUGUGAUUGGAGACUGCCAGUGUCCAUCUGGUUGGGUCGGGCCCCUUUGCAACACCACAUGUGAAGCUGGCACCUAUGGUCCUGGCUGCAGUCAAACCUGUAACUGCCACAAUAAUGCCACCUGUGACCCUGCUGAUGGAAAAUGUAAGUGUGGAGCAGGAUGGACAGGGAGCAGCUGUGAACAAGAAUGCCCAGCUGGCUUCUAUGGUGUGGGCUGUCACCAGCACUGCUUGUGCCAGAAUGGAGGGUCAUGUGUCCGAAUCAGUGGGCACUGCACAUGUCUAAGUGGAUGGAUUGGAGUGGCCUGUGAACAGGAAUGUGCUCUGGGACACUUCGGCAUCGACUGUCAACACAAGUGUGAGUGUGAGAAUGGAGGAGUGUGUGACCGACAGAAUGGCAGGUGCUUCUGUCCAGCAGGCUGGAUGGGCUCACACUGUGAGAUGGCAUGUACUCAAGGUUUAUAUGGUCCAGGCUGUAAGCAGCAGUGCAGGUGUGAUCAUAACGCCCCAUGUCACCACAUCACUGGCACCUGUAUGUGUCCUGCAGGCUGGAGAGGGUUGCACUGCGAGAAAAUUUGUUUACCAGGUUCAUACGGGAAGCGAUGUGCUCAGCAAUGCCACUGUCCUGGCAGCACUUCCUGUAACCAUGUGACCGGGGAGUGUGGCUGCCCACCUGGGUUUACUGGUAACGGCUGUGAGCGAAUGUGUCAGUCAGGCAUGUUUGGACUGAAGUGUAAUCAGGUGUGCCAGUGCUCUGAGGUUAAUCAGCUCUGUCACCCCGUCACUGGUGUCUGCUACUGUGCUCCAGGAUAUCAUGGCAGCAAGUGUGAUACAGAGUGUGCGGUAGGCCGUUAUGGUCCCAACUGCGAGCAGGAGUGCCAGUGUCUGAAUAAAGGAGUGUGCAAGACCAGCACUGGCAGCUGUACCUGCCCACCGGGAUUCAUUGGACCAAACUGCAAUAUCACCUGUCCAUCAGGGCGUUACGGGCAAGACUGUGCACGAGUGGCUUUGUGUGGUGAAGGGGCCAGGAGUGAUCCGGUCACAGGCAGAUGCGUGUGCAAAGCAGGCCAGCGAGGGGAAGACUGUGGGAAAGGUUGUCCUAGGGGCUGGUUUGGCGAGGACUGUGCUCAGCGCUGUCACUGCAGUAAUGGAGGACUGUGUGACGUGGUUACAGGAAACUGCACCUGUGGGCUGGGCUGGACAGGAAACUGCUGUGAUCGAGAGUGUCCCAGAGGCCGGUAUGGGGCUGACUGCAGGGAAGUAUGUGAUUGUAAAAAUAAUGGCACCUGUGACAGAGUGACGGGCGAGUGUCACUGUCCUCCUGGGUACUACGGACACCUCUGUGAACAUGCAUGCCCUGUUGGUUUCCAUGGACAUCGCUGCCAGCUUUUGUGUGACUGCCGUGCCAAUGCACCUUGUGACUCUGCAACUGGCCGCUGCUUCUGUCCUCCAGGUUAUCAAGGACUCCGCUGUGAUAGAGAGUGUGAUCCAGGCAAAUUUGGGCCUAAUUGUGUCCACAUAUGUGACUGUGACGGAGACACACCAUGUUACCCUGUCAGUGGCAGGUGUCUGUGUGCACCUGGGAAAAUGGGAUCUCGCUGUGAUAUAGACUGUGGAGUGAAUCGAUUUGGACCUGACUGCUCAGAGAGAUGUGAGUGUCACAACGGAGGUCAAUGCAAUCCACGCAAUGGACGCUGCACCUGUCUUAACAGCUGGGUCGGGCCGAGCUGUCAAGAGGGGCUCAUGUCUAUUCAGAAUACUAGCAGAAGCAAAAGGAAGGACUCGUCAGUAUAGCAAUCUCACGGUUUCUUACCCAGUUCAAUAACAGACACCGACAGUUUCACUGACUGUAAACUGACCUGGCUUGAAUUUGUGAGUGGACUCUUGGCUAAAAUUGAAGGCUUGUAGCAUUUUUUUUUUUUUUAGAUCUUUGAACACAAAAGUCCACCAAACCGUCAGAUGACUCUAACAAGGACAAACUUCCAAGGUGGAGACUUCCAUUAUAUAGUCAAUAAAUGAUAUACUUUCUUGUGGAAAAGUGGACAACAUGAAGUCCAAAAUGGAGAAGACUAUUCAUAUUGAAGUUCCUCCUGGAUGAGGACAAAUUCAAAGAGUUUUUUCAGCAUCAGUUCUGCUCAGGGAGAUUGAACUUCCUGAUGACUUCAGUUUAACUCUAAUCAAGAAAAGCACCAAAUCAAGGCCUUCGCUUCACCUGAAAUUGAAGUGAAUCCCACUGUCACUGUGAUCUUAAACAGGGCUUAAAGGGAUAGUGCACCCAGACUUCUGCUAUCAUUUAUAUAACCUCAUUUUAUGGUUUUGUAUCCAUUUAA